This is a messenger RNA of Bipolaris zeicola 26-R-13, 171 nucleotides long. RefSeq lists its product as uncharacterized. The annotation marks the transcript as partial. NCBI's taxonomy places the organism in Eukaryota, Fungi, Ascomycota, Dothideomycetes, Pleosporales, Pleosporaceae. The transcript has a single exon. The record is from RefSeq and is a predicted model, not a curated record.
GUGCAUAUUUGCGACAUGAAACGCAAGAAAUUUGAAGAAAGCAUGGACUUUGUCACGUUUCAUGUGUGUCUGUCAACUUUGGUGUGUUCGGAAAAGGAGGGUGGAUACAGUCGCCAGGCGACUGCCCUUUCUUGUAUACGACAUUUCUUCCACCGUUGUCGUGUAUCCUAG